Molecule: messenger RNA, 3120 nt
Organism: Chanos chanos (milkfish)
Lineage: Eukaryota; Metazoa; Chordata; Actinopteri; Gonorynchiformes; Chanidae
Product: von Willebrand factor A domain-containing protein 7-like
Exons: 18
Coding region: 1-3120 (1039 amino acids)
Source: RefSeq, a predicted model, not a curated record
AUGGCUUCAAGUUUGGUCUUCAGGACAGCCAUCUUCUUCCUCAUCCAAACUGGAACACUGGCCUUCCGUGUGGACUCUCGAAUAUCCAGUUCUCAUAAAAAUAUCACACACACAGCCAUCCUGCAAAUAGUGACAGAUGUCUGCAGGAAACAGGCUCAGCUCAUGGGAAAGGAUUUUGUUCUUCCUGAUCAUCUGACGACUGAUUCACUGGCCAAAGCUUGCUCUUCUUCAGAGUCAGUAAAAGCUUUCCGCAGUGCUAUUGAUGAAAUCACACACGGAAACACCAAUGUGGACCCUCAGCAUGCUUCCAUGGAGUACCACUUUGAUGAUGAGAGCUUUUUACAAGGGCAGAACCUCAUCACAGCAGGUGUGACCUCUGUCAAGGCCAGCUUACGGCAGGGGAACUUCCAAGUGGCAAGACAACACUUAGGAGAGGUUCUGCACACUUUACAGGACUUCUACAGUCACAGUAACUGGAUAGAACUGGGAAACAUAGAGCCAUACUCCAACCUCAUCAGACCUGGCAGCCUGAUUGAUAACAUUGCUGAUAAGAAUACUCCAACAUGCAAGAGUUGCAUUGGGAAUGACUGUCAAAACAACAUCCUGGACAGUAUCAUCAGUCAGAAGAAGCUGACAUCAGGAUACUACAGCUCAUCUGGCUCCUCCAAACCAAAUGGAAAGUGCAGCCAUGGUGGAGCUUCUGAUAGAACAAGCCGUGUGGAGCCUGCUGGGGGUAUCAGUAAGGAUUAUGUUGACUCCAGUCAUGGUUUCUUACACCAUCAGGCAGCUGCUGUAGCAACAACUGCAACCAUUGAACUACUCGAGGACAUUAUGGGAGCGGCUGGAGACAUCAACUUCUUAAGACUAAUGGGAAUCUCUCAGUCCACCUCCAUUCUCUGUUUUGUCAUCGACACUACGGGAAGCAUGGAAGACGAAAUUGAACAAAUAAGGAAUGUAACUUCAUCGAUCAUAGAUCAGAGGAUAGGCACCGCUAAUGAGCCCUCUCUUUAUAUCCUGGUUCCAUUCAAUGACCCAGAGUUUGGACCAAUGCAGAGAACCACAGACCCCGACGAGAUCAAACAAAAAAUUAAGUCUGUCACUGAGGAGGUGGAAGGGGGUGGUGAUCCCCCUGAAAUGUGUCUCUCAGCACUUCAGUUGGCACUGACAGGUGCUCCUCCAGAGACUGAUAUCUUUGUUCUCACUGACGCUGAAGCAAAGGAUACUGAAUUGAAAGGCACAGUGUUGGCACUGAUUGAAAGCACAAAGUCUAAAGUGAACUUUUUGCUCACAAAUGCCCUCAUAAGUCGUCGAAGGAGGAGGAGCAGUGGUGGAGAAAAAGGCCAUCAUGCCAAUCCUUUGAACCAACUUUAUAGAGAGCUAGCAGAAGCCUCUGGUGGACUGGCUAUUGAGGUCACCAAGAAAACUCUUCCUCAGGCUACCAGCAUCAUUGUGGAUGCCUCCAACUCAGCAAGGGUAACUCUUCUUCAUGCUGUGAGGAAUCCAGGCAGACCAGAUGAUUUCUCGUUCCUCACAGACUCAUCUGUACGAAACCUCAAAAUCUACAUGACAGGCUACUCCCUUACAUUUACUAUCACAAGCCCCUCAGGAAAAUCACAGUCAAAUGGAGUUUCAAAUGGAGACCUGGGGGUGAUCAACAAAGUUGGGAAUUUCUACACAGUGACACUGAAUGGCCAUAAUCAAACGGGACUGUGGAAAAUUUGCAUGAAUUCCACACAGCCUUACACUGUCAAAGUAACAGGUCAGAGUGAGAUUGACUUUCUCUUUUACUUUGUGGAGUUGUUCAAAGAACCCCACCCAGGAUAUGCUGUUUUGGACAGUCGACCUCCAAUCAACAGUAAUGUUAACCUGCUGGUGUCUGUAACUGGAGGAGACUCCGUCAGAGUGACAGAGGUAGCCCUGGUUGAUGCCUCAGAUUCUGGGGCUGUUAAUGGCACUUUGGAAGAUCUGGGAAGUGGAGACUACUUGGUGACUAUGAGUAAAGUUCCUGCUGGACAGUUUGUUGUUUCUGUCAAAGGGGAGAGAAACUUCACCAAAUCUUUACCUGACCGUUUUCAGAGACAGUCCACGACCCAAAUCAGAGCUUCCAGUGUCUUCAUCGCUACUCAGGUGAAUGGCACGUGGGAGCCUGGAACAGCUGUGAGUGUGGCCUUCACUGUGUCCACCGGCGGCUCAGUAGGUAGCCUCACAAUCCGUGCCAGGAACAACCGUGGAUUUGAUACCACUUUCCCACAGUCACUUAUUACUGACAGUGAGGGCCGCGCCAAAGGAAUAAUAACCCUCACUGCUCCCUCGGACACACCCACUGGCACUGAUGUCACACUGACCAUUGAAGCUGAUGCUCCUGGGGACUCGGACACCAACUAUGCUGUGCUACGCCUUGCUGUCGUCGCUCCAGUGACAGAUGUGACGCCUCCAGUGUGUGAGAUCACGAGCAUAAAUGCUCACUGCUCUGUUAACUGCAGCCUGUCGACAUGGGAGCUUUCUGCCAACCUGACAGACGGAAACGGGACAGGAAUCCAGAGUUUAACGAUGCGGCAAGGCAAUGGAAACCUCACAAACACCACUGUGCAUGAGGGGGGUGUGGACGUGAUCCUUGCAUCGUACAUUGCCUCUUGUUGUUCACAAGAUGUCAAACUGGUUGCUGUGGAUAAGGUGGGCAAUGUUGGCACCUGUGUUGGAUCCAUCAGAGGUGCUGUUACAGCAAGCACUAGCAUGUCAUCUCCCAUGCCUACCAAUGCCAUCACAGAAUAUACCACACGGAGCACUGCCACGGCACAGCCAAAGGCAAAUUCACUAUCCCUCAAGGCUACAGUGCUCAGAACUCUUCAACUCAUUGCCAGAACCCCUGCUUAUGCUGUAGUACCAGCCAUGGCGCCAAGUUCACCGCUAGCUCCGGAGGACAUGGGUGCUGCAGUGUUUCUGUGGAGUGAGCGACACAUCGACUCACUGAUCCACACCACUAGGAUCUACAGCAAUGACAUCGGCAUGUCAUUUGGGCUUGAGAAGUGUGGCCGUAUGUCUGCUGUGUCCCGCACAACUUUCGAGAAGCGCCUAAAGACUUACCUUUUCCGUGGAACACUUACCUUCAGCUCUAACUAA